AUGGCAGCCCCACGUGACCACGCGCUGGGCAACAAACAGUCGAACCACCUCACGCAACCCAACCGCGUCCGUUUCGACAGCUCUCCUCCGCUCCGCCAGAAGGGCUCGACAGCGCAGUGUACGGGCCAGAAUGCUGCAGCGACCGUAAUCACAAUGGCCUCGACAGUCCCCCUCAAUGUGGGACGCCGGCGCGUCUUCCACUCCGUCUUCUCCCCCGCGUCUAUCGAAGCGCGGCCGCCGUUCGCCGACCCAACGUCGCAGGCCUCGUUUCAAUCGGCCGCAUCAUCCUCGACCGUGCGAACAGACCCGCAAUCGCAAUCCUUUACCUCCCUACACGAACAAGCCCCCUCCGACCCAGAAACAUGGAACCGAGCGUGGGCUGCGGCAACCGCCUACCUCUCCAUUCCCGACCGCGGCUUCGAGGAUUCUGAGAUCGUGAAGCGCAGGGAGAGAGAAAACACGAUUCCUCCCCCGUCGAGAGACACAGUCGAGGCAUUCUCCUACCUGCUGGCCGCGGCCAAGCACACAAAUGCCGCACAAGGUGGAACUGCCUCGAGGGAUCUGUGUGAUUGGUAUAGCGAGGAAAUGAGAAGACAUUUCUUGACGAACCUGCAAAGAAGACUCCGUGAGAUUCUCGAGGCGAUCGACAAGAGGAAUGCGCUCAAAGCGGUCGUCUGCUACCUAGAGUGUACACAUCGAAGCUACAUGGGCCCGAUUCGUCGCUAUAUUAUACCACUAGUUCCCACUCAAGGGCACCGGAUCAUCAGCCGGCUUGACCGAGGCUUCCAUACCGUUGUCGCAUAUUCCCUUCAGUGGCGGACGAUCUCACCCCUGCUCGCCAAUUAUUUCGCAGAGCAUGCAGUUGUGAUUUUGGGUAUCAACACAUUGAUUGAGAACUCCCGACCCCAAGAAAGCAACGACGACAAGAUGGAGGUGGAUAAAGUGUACUCCGUAUCCUAUAAGGACUGGAAGGCAACCCCGCGCGAUGAUCGUGUGCGUUUGAUGACCGAGGGUGAAGAUAUUAAGGUGACGAAGGCCCGAGAGCGUCUUCUGAAAUUGCUGGGAAUGUCUCAGCUCGUUGGGCUUGGUGGAGAUAAGGCUCAGAAGGUGUUUGCCGGUGUCAUGAAUGUCAUGAUGACUGAGUUUAUCCGCGCCGCGUAUACUUCUCAAUGGGAGGCGCCAUCGUGGACAGCAUCACAUCUGCGGUGCUGGGUUGAGAACGUCUUUGGUCGACUUGUCGUUCAGGUUCUUGACAUCAUUCACAAGCCGGCCGAGGAAGUGCCUGGCAAUCUGGACGUGAGCUUUGGGAAUUUGGAGAAAUGGCAGGCAAUCGCCAUCUCGCGCCUCGGAGCCCUUCGUACUAGCGAACUCUUUGAGGUCAUUGCGCAAUGGCCGCAAAGUAAGGGAGCGAUGCAAGAUCUGAAGCACUUCAUAGUGCAUGCCCCAGCUCGACAAUACCUCAGCAAUUCAUUCAUCACGACGCUCUACCAUAAGCUAUUGCAUCCUGGUGCCUCCACUGUUCAAAUUCUGCAGCUCUACAUCUCCAUCAUCCGCGCUUUCCACAUGCUGGACCCCAAGGGUGUUCUGCUGCAAUGGAUUGCUCGACCAAUCCGUCAAUACCUUAGAUACCGCGACGAUACUGUCGAGGUGAUUGUCCGCGGCCUCCUCGCUAAACCUGGUGGUACACAUGAUCCCAAAGGCCUGCCUUCCGGUGACGACACUCUGCAUGAGCUCUCAACCGAAUUAUCCAACGCACACAAACUUUCUCAACAAAACAACACGCAUGACCUGGACUGGAACGACAUGAACUGGACGCCGGAUCCUAUGGACGCGUCUGCCGAUUACCAGAAGCCCAAGGGAGCCGAUGUCAUCGACAGUCUGAUCAGCCUAUUCGACUCUAAGGAGACCUUCGUAAAGGAACUCCAAACCCACCUCGCCGACCGUCUCCUCCAAGACGUUGACACGUUCAACCAAGAAAAAACCGUCCUCGAUCUUCUCAAAAUCCGCUUCGGCGAUUCCUCCCUCCAAGCCUGCGAAGUCAUGCUUCGGGAUAUCAGCGCCUCCCGCACAGCCAACGACACCAUCCGCGGUAGGCAACUUCACGAAGGACCCGCCUCCCCGGACUCGGACAACCCCAGCGGACAAGAUGUCGAACUAAACGUCAAGAUCCUCUCGCGCUUCUUCUGGCCCGAAUUCAAAGACAACGUGAAUUUCACGGGCUUGCCCCAGGUAACCCAGGCCUGCCAAAAACGAUUCUCGCAAGGCUUCGAAGACCUCAAAUCCUCUCGCAAACUCACCUGGCUUACGGGUCUGGGUCAAGUAACCGUCGAACUGGAACUCGGCGACCGUACCGUUGAGUUCAAGUGCACAACCUGGCAAGCAACCGUGAUCUCCCAGUGGGACUACGACCCAGAAACGAGCCCCGCGCUCACCCUUGACGUCAAGUCUCUUGCCGAAUCACUCGGUAUGCCCGAGAAUCUCGUCCGCAGCGCCUGUCUCUUCUGGACAAGCCAUGGCGUUCUCGUCGAGAGGCACAAAGACCACUACCAGGCAGUCGAGUAUCUCAGUUCAGAAGAUGCUUUCCCCGAAGACGUCUCCGGAGAUAGAGGCACGGUCGAGGCCAUUGACACAGUCGACGCCGCAGCCGCCGCCGAAGCCGCCGAAGCAGCUGCCGCGGCAGCAGCUAAGGAAACGGCAGAGGCUGCGGCGAUGGAAAAGAUGAAUCUUUACUGGCAGUUCAUUGUGGGUAUGUUGACGAACCAGGGCGCAAUGAACCUUCAGAAAAUCGUCAUGAUGUUGAAGAUUGUUGUUCCCGGUGGAUUCCCGUUCAAUAACGAGGAGCUCCGAGAGUUCCUCGCUGGGAUGGUGUCGAAGGGCAAGUUGGAAAUUGUCAGUGGGGGAAAUUACAAGCUCGUUCAGUAG
Messenger RNA from Penicillium argentinense, 2922 nucleotides. RefSeq names its product anaphase promoting complex subunit 2. Gene Ontology annotation, molecular function: ubiquitin protein ligase binding. The transcript has 2 exons. The coding region runs from base 1 to 2922 and encodes 973 amino acids. NCBI's taxonomy places the organism in Eukaryota, Fungi, Ascomycota, Eurotiomycetes, Eurotiales, Aspergillaceae. The record is from RefSeq and is a predicted model, not a curated record. Gene Ontology annotation, biological process: ubiquitin-dependent protein catabolic process. Gene Ontology annotation, cellular component: anaphase-promoting complex.